This is a messenger RNA of Hemibagrus wyckioides, 2917 nucleotides long. RefSeq names its product sprouty homolog 1, antagonist of FGF signaling (Drosophila) (gene spry1). The coding region runs from base 618 to 1505 and encodes 295 amino acids. The record is from RefSeq and is a predicted model, not a curated record. The transcript has 2 exons. Gene Ontology annotation, cellular component: cytosol; membrane. Lineage: Eukaryota; Metazoa; Chordata; Actinopteri; Siluriformes; Bagridae. Gene Ontology annotation, biological process: negative regulation of fibroblast growth factor receptor signaling pathway; negative regulation of Ras protein signal transduction; negative regulation of MAP kinase activity.
UCAUUCAUCUCGGCGAGCCUCUGACGACAGAGAGAGAGAGAGAGAGAGAGCGCGAGCGAGAGGAACAGACACGACUCGCGUUUUCCAACGGCUUUUUUUAAAAUGCUGCGCGGAGAAGAAGAAGAAGAAAAAACAACCAGCAACAAGUUGUUAUUUUAAGGCAGAAAAAAAAAUUCUAUAAACCGAGUGGGACUAUUUUCAUACCCGGAUAUUACUCGCGACGUUGGUGUAUGAGGAGGAUUUUUUUUUUAUAUUAAUGCUUUUUAACCCGAAACGGCUUCGUCGUGUGUCGGGACACAAAAAACGGGGCGCUUUUUUCCCUUCAGCUCGGCGUUCCUGGGUGCGCAGCCUUACGCGUGGAUUUUAAUAUAUAUUUUUUCAUUAUUAUUCUUAUUAUUAUCAUUUAAAGGAGCGUAUUUAGACCAUACGGAAUAGAGCGCUUCUGCACUGCUGUGUAUGGAUAUUAACUACCAGGCUGAUGAGCCGUAAACGUGGUUUCGAGCCCCGUUUUGGAAGUGCAACAUCGGCUGAUGGAGUUAACGUUAUGGAGGAUCGCGUAUAGGUUCUCCGAUGUUCCCGGACUGCACGGUUCCACAGGAAGUCGUUGAUUCGGUCAGAUGGAUCGUGGAGGCCACGUGGGCACCGUUCUCUCUCUGGAUCAGAUCCGCUCUAUACGUUCCAAGAACGAGUACACCGAAGGCCCCGUGACGUCGCCGGCAUCAUCGCCGUCGUCUACGACGUCGACGCGGCAACCGUCUGCGCCGUCGUCGUGGCGCCCAUCACCACCACCCCGGACGCUGAAGCACGAGAGAACUCACGAGGUCAUCGUGGUGAAUGUCAACAACAACAAUUACGGAAGCAGUAGCACCGGUGGCUUCUCUCCAUCCGCGGGAAGCUCGCCACCUUUCCGCCAUGUGGUUAGGACACAGCCCAAAUCACAGCUGGCGCCCUUGCGGCCUUUGUUCCCUCCCUCGGACACUCUGUUGAUGUCGAAGCAGGUGAAAUCGAAGGGCGAGUCAUUGUUAUCAUCGUCCUCUUCGUCAUCCUCUUCGUCGUCGUCGCACCAGCUGAUCUGCGAGAGCUGCGGGAAGUGUAAGUGUGUCGAGUGCACUUCACCGAGGCCACUUCCCUCGCGGAUGGUGUGCGACGGCCAGUGCGUGUGCUCGGCCGAGAGCGUGCUGGAGCAUGGCACGUGCAUGUGCCUCGUCAAGGGCCUUUUCUACCACUGCUCGAGCGAGGGUGGAGAUGACGCAGGCGACUCGUGUGCCGACCGUCCGUGCUCACUGACGCGGCCUCGCUGUCCAGCGCGCUUCCUCUGCAUGGCCCUCAUGGCACCCGUCUUCCCCUGCCUGCUCUGCUACCCUCCCUGCAAAGGGUGCCUCAAAGUGUGCCAGGUGUGCCACGACCGCCUGCGCCGGCCCGGUUGUCGCUGCAAGAACUCAAACGCCGUCUACUGCUGGAGGGACGGCCAGGGACAUGCGCUCACACCGGGCAAACCCACCUGAGUGGGUCAGGACACACAAACGAGACACUAACAAACACGGAGCCGAAAACACAGGCACUAACACACACAGGAUUAAGGGCUUAUUAUUAUUAUUAUUAUUAUUAUUAUUAUUAUUAUUAUUAUUAUUAUUACUUUUUGGCCCCAUUCGGCUUCCAUACUCAAGCUAAAACAUGCAGAGUCGAAUCUGUGCUAACACACAGCAGGGAGUCCAAAUCCACGCUAACAAACACACUGAGGUCUGAACGUGUGCCAGGCGUGUGUCGCUAAUUAGUUAUGCAAUGUCAAUAUCGUUAUCGUGGAUGCUUUGAAAAUAUCGUCAGCGCCACUGUGGAGUGAGGACUGCCGUGUCCUCGUCUUUGCCAGCACAGGCAAUUCCAUAAUGCUCUGGUGUGCAUUGCGCAAACAUCACAAAACAGUGCUAAGAUGUUGUCAUACUGCAACAUUACAAGUGUAACAUGACACAUGGCUUAAAAAAAGCGCUAAAAUACAGUGUGGGACGCAAAACCCAGGGUGAGUCCCAGGACACACAACACCGAUCCGGGAGGAAGAGGACGGACCACGAUAUCCUGACUAUGCUCUAAAUAAGCCCCGCCUGUUCCUCACCGAUCUGCUGCUAGGAGGAUGGAGGAUGAAAACGCAAAACCACUCGUUUAUUUGUCACUUGGCAGGUUUUUUUGUUUGUUUUUGUUUUUUGUUUUUAACAAAACCAGUGUUUGCCUUAAACUGACUGCGGGUCUGCUCAGCUACUUGAUUAAAGAGACAAAGUGAAAAAGGAGGAGAAGAAGAAAUAGAAAAAAAAUAGAAGAAGAAAAUGUUUUAAGCAAACGAGAGAACCGAACCGAAUCGAAUCUGUGAAGGACUGUCCGGCCAGCCUAUAAUACUGUAGCUGUUCCCAGAUCGCCGUAGCAACCUGGUAUUGUUCCCACACAGAGGGCUUCCCGUGCCUUCCCGCGGGUCGUCUCCAUGGAAACGACCCCUCCGUCUGGUAGUGUUUCCGGACGGACAGACGGGUGGACGUUCAAACACACACACACACACUCCGUGGCAUUUUGACUUUUGUUUUUUUCUCCCUGUUGUUGUUUUGUUGUUUUAUUUUCUCUCCCCUUUUCUCAUAUUUUUGUAAAAAAAAAAGCAAAAAAAAUGUAUGUUCAAAUCCAUCAGAGGAAUCCUGGCUAUUUUUUAAAAAGUUACAAAAAAGAAAAUGUCUGUUUUAAAAACAUUUGUUUUUGUCAUUGUAAAAAAAAAUAUUUAUUAAGUGAAGCUCUAUUAUUUUAUGAUAUUUAUUGCGAAACAAAGACAGUCUUAGAUUUACUCAUGUCUGAAUAUAACAGAAAUAUCAAUACUGAGAAAUUAAAGGGUGACACAAACGUUAUGUUAACUUUACUGCAGAAAUAUAUGAAUUAACUAAUAACA